Messenger RNA from Striga asiatica, 1186 nucleotides. NCBI's taxonomy places the organism in Eukaryota, Viridiplantae, Streptophyta, Magnoliopsida, Lamiales, Orobanchaceae. The record is from the annotation of a GenBank genome assembly.
CCUCGCAGUGUGUGGACAUCACUAACUCGUUUCCUAGAGAAGCUUUCUUGAAAAGGUUGUGAAAAAUGUCGUUGGAGAGUUUCGGUGACAUUCACGCGCUUCCGGAGGACUGCAUAGCCAACGCCCUAUCGCUCACGAGCCCUAAGGACGCCUGCCGGCUGUCGGCGGUCGCCUCCACGUUCCGCUCCGCCUCCCAAUCCGACGUCGUUUGGGGUCGGUUCCUACCGUCCGAUUACCGUGAUCUGAUAGCCGGUGCCGUCGACGGCCCUGAUGCCCUGCUUUCUAAAUUCCGUUCUAAAAAGGACCUGUAUCUGCACCUGUGUGAUCAUCCGAUUCUCAUCGAUGGCGGCCGCAAGAAAGGCAAUUGCCUUAUGACAUUGGCAGCUCAAAAUGAUCAUCUUGAACAGAGCUUUUCAUUAGAGAAAUGCAGUGGAAAGAAAUGCUACAUGAUAGCAGCAAGAGAUAUCCAUAUCGUUUGGGGCGAUACUCCUGAAUAUUGGCAAUGGAUCUCUCUUCCCGAGUCUAGGUUCCCUGAGGUGGCAGAGCUUCUUGCCGUGUGCUUGUUUGAGAUACGGGGCAAAAUUAGUACCAAGAUGCUUUCGCCAGGCACAUGCUACGUGGCAUACCUAGUGUUCACCCUCAAACCGGAGGCUGAUGGAUUCUAUAACAACCCGGCCGAGGCUUUUGUGGAAUUGGCCGGUCAUGAGAGUGAAAGGCGCUCCGUGUUUAUACAUUCGGACGGGGCCCACACUGCUAAUGAUAGCAAGCACCCGACACAGAGGGGUGACGGGUGGAUGGAAGUCGAGUUGGGAGAGUAUUUUGUCGAGGGAGGAGAAGAUGCUGAUCUGGAGUUGGGCGUGCAUAACGUGUGGAACAUGAGGAACGGUAACUGGAAAAGUGGCUUCGUUUUUCAGGGGAUUGAGGUCAGGCCCAAAGCCGUAAGUAGUUAAAGAUGGUGAUCUUGGCUUAAUUCAUGUCAAUAGUCGUAAUUUCUGAAUCUUCUGUUGUUGUACCCGUCUUUUGGCACGACGAUGCUUUUCGUUGCUUAUGUGUUUUCCAGUCUUGACAUUUUGUUUGUUGAUAGUUAUAAUUUCGGAAUCUUUUGUUGUUGUACCCGUGUGUUUUCCAGUCUUGACAUUUUGUAUGUUGAUGGUUAUAAUUUCUGAAUCUUCUGUUGUUGUACCCG